This is a messenger RNA of Mercurialis annua (annual mercury), 468 nucleotides long. RefSeq lists its product as uncharacterized. NCBI's taxonomy places the organism in Eukaryota, Viridiplantae, Streptophyta, Magnoliopsida, Malpighiales, Euphorbiaceae. Bases 1 to 468 code for a protein of 155 amino acids. The transcript has a single exon. The record is from RefSeq and is a predicted model, not a curated record.
AUGUCACCAUUCCGCAUUGUUUAUGGGAAGGCGUGUCAUCUUCCUCUAGAGCUUGAGCAUAGAGCAUAUUGGGCUAUUAAGAAGUUGAACUUUGACUUCAAGAAGGCGGGGGAAAAGAGAUUGCUUCAAUUGAAUGAGUUAGAUGAAUUCCGAUUAAUGGCAUAUGAGAAUGCCAAGCUCUAUAAGGAGAAAACGAAGCGAUGGCAUGAUGCUCACAUCUCCCCUAAGGUCUUAGAGGUUGGUCCGUUUGUACUUCUUUACAAUUCACGCUUGCGGUUGUUUCCGGGAAAAUUGAAAUCUCGUUGGAGUGGCCCAUUCAAAAUCCGGAAUGUGGCGAAUCACGGUGCGGUGGAAUUGGAGAAUUCCAAGGGUGAAACUUUCAAGGUUAAUGGCCACCGGUGCAAACCAUAUCUUGGACCCUUGACGAAUCGGGUGGAAGAUGAGAUAUCUUUCACAACUCCUACAUGA